This is a messenger RNA of Ogataea angusta, 1761 nucleotides long. RefSeq lists its product as uncharacterized. The coding region runs from base 1 to 1761 and encodes 586 amino acids. Lineage: Eukaryota; Fungi; Ascomycota; Pichiomycetes; Pichiales; Pichiaceae. Gene Ontology annotation, biological process: protein folding in endoplasmic reticulum. The transcript has a single exon. The record is from RefSeq and is a predicted model, not a curated record. Gene Ontology annotation, cellular component: cytoplasm; membrane.
AUGCUCUGGCUCUGGUGGAGCAUUUGUUUGUACUCUACGGCCGUGCUGGCAGAUAGCAGCUCUUCAGCGGCGGCGGCGCUGAAUGAGUCCAGGGUAGAGUUGGACCUUCAGAACCUCACAGACUCGCUCGACGCCAACGAGUCCAGCCUCACUAACGAAGAAAAGUCGUACUUCCUGACCUUUGAAGAGUGGAAGAAGAAGAAGGUCGACGAGUCGCAGAUCACGAAAAAAAGACCAGAACAGACGUCCGGCGACGAGCUUGAAGGCUCCAUCGGCGAGGAGAUGGAGAUCGAAAUCUCAAUGUUUGGAGGCCCGGAACCAAAAGAGGAUACAGGAAAGGUCUACAACGAAAGGUUCAAUUUUGCGUCGUUCGACUGUGCCGCCACAAUUGUCAAGACCAAUGCGGAGGCAAAAGGCGCCAACGCCAUUCUCAACGAAAACAAAGACUCCUAUUUACUGAACGAGUGCAAGGCGAAAAAUAAGUACGUAAUCAUCGAGCUGUGUGAGGAUAUACUGGUCGAGGAGGUGCUGCUGGGAAAUUACGAGUUUUUCUCGUCCAUGUUCAAGGACGUUCGGUUUUCCGUGAGCGACCGGUACCCGGCUACGACAUGGCAGUCGUUGGGAGAAUUCAAGGCAGAGAAUAUACGGAAACUGCAGAUGUUCAAGGUGGAAAAUCCACUAAUCUGGGCAAAGUUUCUGAAGAUUGAGGUCCUCUCGUACUACGGCGACGAAUUCUACUGUCCGAUUUCGUCUGUGCAAGUCCACGGAAAGACAAUGAUAGAGCAGCUCAAAGAGGAGGAUAAGGAAGAGGUCAAGGAGAACGAAAUUGAGAGGGAGCAGCCUGAGUUGGUUCCUGCGGAUUUUUACGAAACACCGUCUUUCAAUUUGUCUCUGAACGAGAUUGUUUUCUCCCUGAAUGGGUCUACAGACGACGAUAACUGCAAAAUCACUCCGUAUUUGGGACUGGACAGAUUUCUCAAGGAGCAUCAGCAGGAGCUGUGCGAGGCAGGCGACUCGCCAUCAGAAACAAGACCGAAGACCACGCAGACCACAGGAACACAGGAGUCGAUCUACAAGAACAUCAUCAAGAGAAUCUCGCUGCUCGAGUCCAACGCAACGCUCUCUCUGCUAUACAUUGAGGAGCAGUCCAAGAUUCUGUCGAACGCGUUCGAAAACCUGGAAACCCGCCAAAAUAAGCGGUUCAGCACGCUCAUAGACCAUUUGAACCAAACAAUCCUUAACCAAAUCGGCAACUUCCGGCUGCUGAACACAGAACUGGCAUUUAAUUUCGAGAAUCUCUUCAAUUAUCAAAACAGCAAGUUCCAGCACUUGCUUCUCGAGACAGACUCUAAAUUUGCCAGAUUCGCGGACUCUCUCAGCUUCCAGAAGAAACUGAACUAUCUGAAUCUCGGCAUAAUCAUCCUGCUACUCGUCUACAUCAUCAUAACCAGAGAUACGUACCUUGAGCCGGAAUUCAUAGCUUCCUCAUACAGUGCAGGCCCACCGUAUAAAUCACCGUCUCAGUCUCCAGCGCACUCGCCGACGAAUCCUCUGCCGAAACGAAAAAAAUUCAUGGACAGGUUUGUGUUUGGUUCCAGAUCCAUCUCUCCUACAGAGUACAAGAGCGAGUACGACUCAGAAAACGAGCAACCGGCCGAGCAAGAGGGAAUCAAGGAAACAGAGCCAGAGAAAAAGGAGUCGGACGAAUCGUCGAUCGUGAUCACCGACAUGAAGAUAGAAAAGAACGCGAGCGAUCUAUAA